Mercurialis annua (annual mercury) is the source of this 3660-nucleotide messenger RNA. RefSeq names its product disease resistance protein TAO1-like. Gene Ontology annotation, molecular function: protein binding. NCBI's taxonomy places the organism in Eukaryota, Viridiplantae, Streptophyta, Magnoliopsida, Malpighiales, Euphorbiaceae. The record is from RefSeq and is a predicted model, not a curated record. The transcript is spliced from 5 exons. The coding region runs from base 1302 to 2975 and encodes 557 amino acids. Gene Ontology annotation, biological process: defense response.
UUCCUUAAGGGAGAAAAGUUUUGGCAGAAUGCAAAUUUAGAUCCCUGUACAAUUACUUUUUGUUAAGAUUGAGUCACUAUACUAAAAGAUGUCUAAUUUUCAUCCUGAACAUCUACUUUAAGUCCUUCUGUCAAACUUUUAAUUUUUUGUGUCAUUAUUGCAUAUCUUAUGAUUCUGGGUUUUGUGUUGUGAGGUAAUUCAAGAUGUGGGCUAUUUAUGAUUUUUCAAGAUUUUGGUAAAUCUUAUUCUUAAGUUUAUACAGAAGCUAAGUGGUUGAUCUAUAUUAAUAAGCUUUUAUCUGGUUGAUUAUGGAGUUCUUAUAAGUUCUCUAGAUAUCCCUUUUGAUUGAUCAUAGAAAAUGUUAAUACUUGCAGUUCUCAAGAACUAUUUUCCAAAUAAAGCCUGAAUAUUGCAAAGGAAGUGUCUAUUGAACCAUGGAUUGUGUGGGAAUCGAUCGACGAUUGGAGAAGUUAACCUCAUAUUUAAGCAUAUGGGAGCUGAACAAUGUCAAAAUUUUAGGCAUUUGUGGAAUGGGCGGAAUAAGGAAAACUACGCUAGCUAGCGUGCUCUACGGGAAAAUGUAUCCUGAAUUUGAAGGCGGCGUCUUUCUUUCAGAUGUUAGAACAGAAUCUAGAAAACAUGGUUUGCUCUCUUUACAAAAUAGAUUUUUAUCUGCAGCGUAUAUACAAUGUUCAUAGAGGAAUCGGCGAGAUAAGAAAUAGGCUAUGUCGCAAAAGGGUUCUAGUUGUUCUUGAUGAUGUAGAUGAUGUUGAGCAGCUAGAAUGUUUAGUUGGAGAUCGUGAGUAGAAUUGUUAUAACAACUAGAGAUGAACGUUUGGUAACUCAACAUGGAGCUGAUCAAAUUUAUAGAGUUGAUUUGUUGAAUCUUGAUGAAGCUUUUCAACUCUUUUGUUUGAAAGCUUUUAAGAGAAACUCUCAGAAAGAUCAAGAUCAAGAUGUUAUGAAGUUGUCAUAUGAAGUUGUAAACUAUGCCAGUGGCCUGCCCUUGGGGAUAAAUGUUUUGGCUUCUUCCUUGUAUGGAAGAUCUGUGAAGGAGUGGGAAAGUGCAUUGGAGAGAUUAAAAGCAAUUCCCAAUGAGAAAAUUAUGUGCAAGCUUCAAAUUAGCUUUGUUGGAUUGGAGGAAAUACAGAAGAAGAUUUUCUUAGAUAUUGCAUGUUUCAUUGUAGGUAAAAAGAAAGAUUAUGUGAUCAAAGUGUUAGGAAGUUGUGGAUUAUCCUGAUAUUGGACUAAAAGAAUUGGUAGAAAAAGCUCUUAUAACUAUUUCAAAUGGCCAAGUCUGGAUGCAUGAUUUGCUUCAAGAAUUGGGACAAGAUAUCGUAAAUCGAGAAUCUCGUAAAGAGGCAGGACAGCGUAGCAGGAUAUGGCUUUAUGAGGAUUUCAAUCACAUUCUGAUGAAUGAUACUGGAUCAGAACAAAUUGAAGGCGUAGUUCUGGAUUUAGUUGAUCGAGGAGAGGGAUACUUGAGCAGCGUUAAAGGUUUCGUGAAGAUGAAAUAUGUGAGAGUGCUCAUACUCCGGUAUGUUCAAUUUCUUCAUGACCUUGAGUAUCUUUCUAAUGAAUUAAAGUAUUUAGAAUGGUACGAAUAUCCUUUCAAAUCCCCGCCGUCAACUUUUCAACCAAACAAACUUGUUGAGCUGCACAUGCGCUGUAGCAGAAUUGAACGGUUGUGGAAGGCAGUAAAGCCAGUGAAAUCGCUGAAGAACAUUGAUCUUAGUUACUCCAGAAAUCUAAUCAAGACCCUUGAUUUCACAGAGGUUCCAAAUCUCGAGGAGUUGAAUCUCCAAGGUUGUACAAAACUAUGUGAAGUGCAUCAUUCCAUAGGAGUUUUGAAAAGAUUGGUUUCGUUGAACCUGAAAGACUGUAAAACCCUUAUGUGUCUCCCAAGUACCACAUGUAAUCUGAAGUCUCUGAAAAUUUUGAUUUUGAGUGGCUGCUUGAAACUCACUAAACUUCCGGAAAGGUUAGGAGAUAUGACGAGUUUGGAGGUAUUUGAUGCAGCUGGAGUUGGUACAGAAGAACUGCCAUUAGUUGAAACAGGGGAUUGUAUGCACAGGUAUCAGCUGGCUUCUAUGCUGCCUUGUCUGACAACUUUACCAUUUUUAAGGAAACUGAAUUUGAGUGGUUGCAAUCUUCCAGAAGGCGCGAUUCCAAAUGAUCUGACCAGCUUUCCGCUGUUGAAAAGUCUAGAUUUAAGUGGGAAUGACUUUUUGAGCAUACCGUCAAGCAUCUGCCAACUUUCUCGGCUGACAUAUCUUAGCAUUUCUAAGUGCAAGAGGCUACAGUAUUUGCCAGAUCUUCCAUCGAGUAUUGAACAUCUAAGCCUGGAAAGGUGCAUUUCACUAAAAGCACUUCCAAAUCUAUCUCAACUAUCUGGAGUUACAUAUCUCUAUUUUGAAAAUUGCAAGAGUCUUCAGUCAUUGCCCGAUCUUCCAUUAAGGAUUGAACAUUUAGACAUGAGAAAUUGCACUUCAUUGCAAACUCUUCCAAAUCUUGUUCAACUUUCUGCACUUAAAUAUCUCGAGUUUUUGAACUGUACAAAUCUCAAGUUGUUGCCAGAUCUUUCAUCUAGCAUUGAACAUAUCGAUGUAGAAAAUUGCACUUUAUUGCAGACUCUUCCUAAUCUGUUUGAGAAACAGAAUCUGGAUAAGAGAUUUUAUAUAGGGUUUUUGAAUUGCUCUGGACUGAAUGGUUGUGAAGGCAAGUUCAGUAUGGCAUUGACAUGGCUGAAAAGCUACUUGCUUUGGAUACAAGAAGUUCGGCAACUAUGCGAGAGACAGAAAAACUACUUUCAGGACGAGUUAGGAAGAGUGUUGGGUGUGAAAUUGAUUAAGCGCCGGUUUCAGCGUCCUGAUUUCUAUUUUUUCUUACCUGGAAGUAAAAUUCCUGAUUGGUUCAAUCAUAAGGGCAGAAAACACUUGACUUCCUGGCAUCUUCACGACAAGCUCUUGGAAUAAUAUACUGGGCUUUUUUGUUUGUGUCAUUCUCGACAAAAGAGGUGGUAAUAAACUACACUGGAGAAUUUCUGGCCAAUCUGAGGGGAUACCAUUGCCACAUCCCGUCGGCCAGUGGGAAGGUACGGUCCCAAUUCCUGGAGCUUCAGUGCUUAUAUUGAAACACCUCAGUUUCUUUUUUGUUGCCAACGAGAUAUUAGAUGCAUCUACGGUAUGCAUGCUGCAUGGCAUAAAGUUAUUUUUGGAGGGAAAUGGAAUCGAGAGGUUCAGGAUCAGGCUGGUAGUAAAUGAAGAUGUAGAGGAGUUGAUUCAAUCACAGCUGCUUUUCGGUAGAAUUAAUGGAAACUCUGCUGCAUAUGCUUCUGUUCGCAACACUCGGUCAAGGACAAGCCAUCAUCUUCGACUCAUGGGAGCAAACGGAAAAGAAAAGCUACAUCAGACUGAGGCCGGGAACACUAACAUCUAGUUACAACCGUUACUGAUACGUUUCCAUUAUAAACGCGAUUUAAUUCCAUACUACCAGUGAAAUAUAUUGCAAUCGUGUAAAGGAAUGAAGAUGGCCGAGAAGAAUGAAACAAGUAGAUCUUCUGUCUGUUUUUAUUUGUAUUGUGGCAUUGUGUAUAAUAACAUAUUACUGUUAUUUCAUAAUGUUCAAUUUAAUCCAAUUUCUUUGCUGAGAAGUUUACAA